Molecule: messenger RNA, 3517 nt
Organism: Athene cunicularia (burrowing owl)
Lineage: Eukaryota; Metazoa; Chordata; Aves; Strigiformes; Strigidae
Product: protein BTG2-like
Exons: 2
Coding region: 1-648 (215 amino acids)
Biological process (GO): negative regulation of cell population proliferation; negative regulation of mitotic cell cycle
Cellular component (GO): nucleus; cytoplasm
Source: RefSeq, a predicted model, not a curated record
AUGCCUCUUUGUGCCUUUGCCUGGGCGCCCUCUCCCCCUGCCCCGGGACUGGCAGGUGUCGGGGUCCCAUCACCGCAGCCCCCGUGGCACCGUCCUGCCUGGGGUUUCUCAGACCCGAAGAGCUGCACUUUGGAACAAGCAGCAGCCAAAGCGUCGAGCGUUCAUCUCCGGAGCCUCCGUCUGCUGGAUGCAGCCUCAGGAGGACUCGUUUUCCUCCGCCUGCACCGAGGUGUGGGACCCCCCCAGAACUGCGCAGCAGGACCCAGACCCCCUGCUCACCGCUUUUCCCUUCUCGCUUCCCUUGCAGAGCACUACAAACACCACUGGUUUCCUGAGAAACCCUUCAAAGGCUCUGGGUAUCGCUGCAUCCGGAUCAAUCACAAAAUGGACCCCAUUAUCAGCAAGGCAGCUAGCCAGAUCGGACUGAGCCUCCCGCAGCUCUACCAGCUCCUGCCCAGCGAGCUCACGCUCUGGGUGGACCCCUACGAGGUCUCGUACCGCAUCGGUGAGGACGGCUCCAUCUGUGUCUUGUACGAAGCGACCGCGACGAAACCCGUGAGCUCCUAUGGGAUGCUGACCUGUAAGAACCAGCUGAUGUUAGGCCGUACCAGCCCUUCCAAAAACUACAUCAUGACUGUCUCCAGCUAAAAUACUCCUCUUGUCCUUACACUGCCAAGACACAGGCUACUGUAUACCUCACCUGAGGAUCUAUUUUUAAGAUGAAGAGCUAUUUAUAUUUUUUAAAAAAAUCCAAGAAAAUCCAAAAUUAAAAUAUUGGGCACCGCUUUGAACAGAAGUGGUGUUUAGGUGCCUUUUUAAAGCUGUUGCAAGCUUACGAAUUUUUAUUAUGAAGCCGAUAUCUACCUAAUUAGUGUUGGAUGGCAAUUUUGGGCUGGCUUGCUCACUUGGGCAGCUUGGAAUGGAGGACGAGGGGGAAGAGCCAGGCUGGGAAGUGUGGCUUGGUGGAGGGAGAUGUCUGUCACCUUCUCACCAUCCUGGUACCCAACAGUAUUGCUGUACCUCCAGGUAUUGCAGUACUGUUGAAGAAGGGAUGAAGGAGUUGCUGUCUUUCCUCCAACUUCUUCACUCCCCAGCUGCUCUGAUCUCUCUGGGGCCUGGAUAUAGUGUUUGGGGGAGCCUUGCCGCAAGGCUGGGUGGUGCUGGGGACCCUGGGAUCCCUAUCCUUUGCUCUUGCACAUCUCCUCUGGACCCACUUACUCCGUGAGUGUUGCAGCUCUGCUCUGCCCCACUCCCAGCGCAAAGCGAGGGGGGGCAUGGCCUGUCUCCAACCCCUCCAUCUGUCCUGGCUGCUGCUGGACUGAAAGGGGCCACACAGCUGUUGGUGACCUGUGGGGCAAGGCAGAGAUGCUCGGGGAGGGGUUAAGCUGUGCAGAGAAGGUCCCCAGGAUGAAUAUGGCAGGUGCUGUGGUGACACUGGAGUUUGUUCCUGGUGCUCCCCAGUACCUGGCUAUCCCCCACUGCACACUGAGAAGGGGACUCCAGACCCUGAAACCAGCACUGAACAGCUGUGAAUUACAAAGCCUUUCUGUUCUGUGUGGCUUAGACAUCAGCCCUGCUCUUGUCUGGCCUCUUGCUUACAAAAAUUGCCUAAUCCAAUGCUGAUGACUUGCCGUGUCACUUCUCCAGAAGAGCUGAAGCAACUUGCCUUGUGCCGUAGAGGUGUGUGAGAACCCCAUUUGUCCUGUCUCUUAAAAUCAGAAGUAUUGGGGUUCUCUUCCCCCUGUGUGUGGGAUGCUCAGAUGCUUUGGUGUCCUAACGUUGCUUUUAAAGUCACAGCACUUCUUCCCUCUCUUCCACGUGGCUGUCCCUGGGAGCUGUCUCUGCUGAUACCUUGGUAAGGGGCAUCAUUUGGUUUUGAUCUCUUGGUACAUAACUAUUUUGCACAAUUAAUGCCUGGUCCUGUGCUGUGUCUAUUCAAGCAAAACUCCUCUUGGAGUCCCAGGGGUACUUGUAUGCAGGGAGGCUUUGCCCAAGCGUUGUUCAGGAUUUGGCCUUUAGACUGCUUUGGCUAACUACGGAUGGGGUGGGAGUGGGAAGUGGUGCCCCAAGGACUUUACCUACCUGUUGGAAAUGAGCCUUUACCGGGAUAUGUUGUAUGUCCAUUGCCUUUUUACUAACCAGCUGGUGCUCCUCCAGUGAUCCUGGGAGAAAUGAUUGAAAAAGUAGGGCACUGACAUGGUGGUUUGUAAUUAAACUUUCCCAGGUCUGUCUCUCCACACGUUUUUACCUUCCUCUCCUUCUGACCUGGCAGCUGACUGGCACAACCAGAGUUGUUCUUGCCCAGCCUUUGAUGAAUCAAGUUCUCAGACAUUUGUGCAAUAUAUUUCCAAAUCUUGGGCACCCUUGGAGAGGAAGGAAGCCUCCCAUCUGCCACAGUUCUUAGCUUGUUUUUUAAAAUAAACUUUAAAAAAAACCAAUUCAGCACAGCUCCCCAACUCUGACUACUAAUGUGGAAAAGUAAAUUCACAUUUUUGUAAGCUUCAAAUCAUGAAUCCCAGAACUGGAAAACCAGCCUCAAUUCUUAGAUCCUUUUAAAAUGUCAAGUGGUGAGUUAUUUGUCCCUGAACAGUCAUAGCAGACUGUGGCUCUGAAGUUGCAUCACUUCCCUCUGCAUCACUUUGAAUUUCUCAUGUCAGCAAAGCAGAAGCUGAAAAUGAAGCACUGGGGCUUUUCCCUUGGUGAACUUGUGCAAUAGGUGACCUCACCAAGGGGGGAGUCCUUGGGAACUUCCAAAAAAGCAAAUUCCCUUUUCAAGGAAAAGGGAUCUUGGUGCUUUUUGGAGCCCUCACUUAGCCUGCUAAUAUGAAAAGCCCAUGAUGAGAACUGCAUCCAGGAUGAGCAGUGUUUGCUUUGCUGGACUCCUUGGCUGGAUGUGGAGUUUCCUGAAGGCUGGUACUUCCUUGGGUUUGUAAUUUGUCAUGAUCAAGGCAGUCUUAGGAUUUUUACCCCUCCCUUACUCUGUUCCCUCUCUCUUACCAGAAAAGUUUUUUUUUCAGGAACAACAGCCCACACCAAAGGAAUACACUAUAAUUACUCUUUAACAUACCCCCCACUUCCAGAACCAAAAUAGCCAAGUCUCAUUCUUCUUGUCCCUGGUGUGGAGGAGUCUAAUGUUAAAGGCGUCUGUUUUUAGCUUCAAAACCAACCAAACUUGGGUAUAAUCCAUUUCUCUCUUGUAGCUGGUUACAUGUAAAAGCUGUGAAUUAGUGUGCUCUGUUGCCUUCUGCCUACAAGCCUGAUACUCGACUGCAGAGCUGAAUGGUGUGUAUUUUGAGACUGUAUUUGAGGGGUUUCCUGUCACUUUUUUAACAAGCUGGACUGUUGAACGGGACCUGCUUUUUGUAUUUGGUGAAAAUGGUAGAAAGUUUGUACGCUACACUUGGAGGAGGGAGUGGAUGGUUACUAAUUGUAUAGUAGUGUUUUUAUAUACAGAAUGUACAGAUCCUUUGACAGACGUAUGGCUUUUGUUACUUUAAUAAAAAUGUAGCAGUAUAAA